Manduca sexta (tobacco hornworm) is the source of this 6681-nucleotide messenger RNA. RefSeq names its product longitudinals lacking protein, isoforms H/M/V-like. Gene Ontology annotation, biological process: regulation of transcription by RNA polymerase II. NCBI's taxonomy places the organism in Eukaryota, Metazoa, Arthropoda, Insecta, Lepidoptera, Sphingidae. Gene Ontology annotation, cellular component: nucleus. The transcript has 6 exons. Gene Ontology annotation, molecular function: protein binding. The record is from RefSeq and is a predicted model, not a curated record. The coding region runs from base 127 to 1326 and encodes 399 amino acids.
ACAGUUUUAUUAUCUAUAGCAUUGUUUUUCUUAUUGAAUUUCGCAUCAUUUCGUAUUUCAUAAUUUGUUUAUUUCUUUUAUUUCUUAAUCGCAUUAGUUUUUCUGUAUGUAGAAAAUAAAAAAAACAUGGCAAAUCAGGAGAUAAGUUUGAAAUGGAAUGGAUUUCAGAGUAAUAUAUUGACAAAUGUGAAAGAAUUAUACAAAGACGAGGGUUUAUCGGAUGUCACUCUUGUUUCCGAAGGCCAGUGUUUUAAAGCUCACAAAGUUAUUUUAUCAGCUAACAGUUCGGUGUUCAGGUCCAUAUUUCAGCAAAACCCCCACAAGGAUCCGAUUAUAGUGCUUCAUGACAUCAACACGGCUUCCCUGCGCACUCUGCUGACGUUUAUGUACAAUGGUGAGGUUAAUGUGACUGAGGAGUUUCUGCCAAUUCUUCUGAAGACUGCAGACACACUGCGGAUUUGCGGAUUAUCUACUGGAAAUGAUGCUUCUAAAGAGGAUGAGGUAAACUGUAACAUAUUGGAAAAGCGUAAGAAGAGUGAACAUGAAGACAACAAUAAUAAAUGUAAAAAACUGGCCAACAAAACAGAUUUGACUGCAUCAGAACCUGUAAAAACCUCGAACAUUACACCCAAAGUGGAACCUAUUGAUUCACCAUUAACCGAUUACUCUGGAGAAAACACUAAUGACACAGACAUUGCACUCCUUGAAGACGCAGAAAAGAAAUAUUCCGUCAGCUCGGAAAAUACAAACAAAUCAGUUUGUACUACUGCACCAAAUGACCGUAAUGUUAAGAAAUGGGUCAGCGAAGUAAGUAGUACUCAACCCUGCCUCAAUAUAAGUGAUAAGAGUAAUGGAAUAACUGUUGAUGAUGACAAGGAGAGUAUAGAGAUCGAUAAAGAAGUGGAAACGGUGCUACAAAGUGGUACUAUUGUUGAGUCGUUGAGUAUAACCACGGAGAACUUGAAUUCUGUGUCGAGUGAAGCACAAAAUUGCAAAGACAAGACAAACACAUGCUAUGCUAAUCCUUCGUUUCCGUGCCCGUUUUGCCCGCGAGUAUACAAUAGUUGGGGGUACAGACGGAGACAUGUGAAAUCAAGGCAUGUUACAAACAGGUUGUCGUGCAAGUGGUGUGUGUCAGUGCUUCCGUCUACCGGCGCGUGGUACUCCCACGCCACUCGCACGCACGGCGUCCCACACGAAGAGGCGAGGAACUCGUUAGUGGUCAUGGUUGAGGCUCAUGCAGUGUUGACUCUGAACGAACCCAGUGUCACCCAGUUACUGGGUCAAGUCAGUAUGGACGGCAGUGUCACAGAGAAAAUUAACUAGGGUAUGGUGUUUAAUAUUACAUUGGGUGUAGACUUUCUAGUUUUCUUUGAAGGAUUUGUUUGUGAUUUUCUUGUGGGUUUACAUUAUUUUGAUGAAUGAUUGCCUAUACGAAUACAAAGCUAAAAUGGUGUCAAAAAGUGAGACAGCAAUAUUUUGAUAUUAACAUAUUUUCAUUACAGAUAGUUUAGAAAUUAUAAUUCUUAAUUGAUUAAUGAUUAAUUAAUAUAAAAAGUGUGUCAAAAAAAUUAUAAUUAAUUAACAUUAUUGUACACCAUUCAAUGGCAUUCAUGGAUAUGAGAGUGAGUUGGUUUUGACAGUUCUUAUACUGCACACAAACAGAAAACAUUUAUAAAUAUAUUUUAUGGGCAUAUAAAUAUUUAUUAUAAUUAAUCCGUAAUUUAGGAUUUCCAAGAUAUUAUAAAUUUCUUUCCCUUUACAAAUCUGUGUUAUUACGAAUUGAUGGUAUUGAAAUUAUUCAGGAAUUUGAUAUAUCAUAAUAUUUUUACAAGAAAUAACUAAUUUUCAUUUGAUCCGGCUGUAAAGUUUUUAUAAUUAUACAUGAAUUGUUAUUGAAAUUUUACAUCAUAACAUAAGACAGGAAAUAGCCAUAGUAUUAUAUCAAAUAGUAAUUCCGUUAUGUUUGUACAUUUAAUAGUAGUAUUUUUUUUGUCACAUUAACACCUGUAUUUUCAUAUAAAAUUAAGAGGACUCAGUCUUGGCUUUAUCUGACAGCCAACUGAAGUGAAGUGGCAUAACAAUGUUAAUCAAUCACAGUUCCCUAUUCUAUGCGCGUACGCACGAUAGGUCUUCAAGCUUAUCGUACUGAGAAAUAAGUCUAGAUUAGCAUUGCUGUAAGACUAGGGUACAGAUACUUUACUAUAUACAUAUUUUCACACCUUUUACUCAGGAGUAGGCAAAGGCGCAACAAAUGCACACAUUAUUCACCAUGUGUAUCCCCUUAUAUAUGAUAUAGGCCUAUCUAUCGCCAUAUCGUGAACAAAUUCCCGUCUCUGGGGGGCUACUAAGAAAUCGCCAGUAUCACUUUGUCCAGCUCGGGCUACGAAUCAUUGAGGUAGAUAGUACUCCAGUACAACUAGGCAACCAAGGUAGUCUAUACUUUAAUAUCUUUGAAUAUGGGUGUUAAUGUCUGGUUAAAUUUUUCGCCUCAUUGUGACGUAUUAAUGCAAACAGUGGCCAGUUUGGGGCUUAAUGAUAGUCCUCGCAAUUCACAACAUGGUCAGUAAUUUAUUUCCAAUUUGUACAUGCACUUAUUUUUUAAGUACCUAAAUCAGUUUUGACGUCAAAUGUUUAAUAGAUUUUUAAUUCAAAAUUUUACAUUCGAUAAAGCUUUAGUUGACUUUGUAUUCUUGUGCGUUCGUCCUUAAGAAUUUACCUGAAGGAGCAUAAUAGAAUAACACAUAUCUUAAUUUUACAGAUUUUAUUUCAUGCUAUUUUUCUCUUUAAUUAACCGCUUUCUCGCCUUUAAAUAUCAAAAAUUACAAAAAUAAUUUAUUUUAUCCUAUGCUCCUUAACUUGGAUAAUACUUGAAUUUAAUAUAAUUCAUUUGGCGUCACCAAAUUGUGUCCGAACACAAUAUUAACGUUUUAAUUUGUAUAAAUAAUUUUGUACAUAUUAAAAUUUUCAUGAUCUCAAUAAAACGUAGUCAGUUGAUUGUUAGUCAUAAGGUUCAUUAUUCAUGUGUAAUGCAUAAUUUUAGUUUUUUUGCAUUUAACAUUUAGGUUUGUUUUAGUUAAUGCGAGUGAUACUUGUUUGGGGUGUGUGUGUGUGUGGGCUGUAAAAUUAUAUUUGUCAUAACUUAAUCACUACGGGACAUAAAUAUUUUGAGGUACUUUUUGGUAAAAAUUUAGGUGUUUUGUGAUUCUUAUAUAAGAAAAUCAAUCAGAACCGAGACAAAGCCUUUCCCGCUACAAAAGUCUCUAAUACACUGAAUGACGCGCCAUCUAUUAAAAUAUCAGAAUAACUAUUAUAAUAUUAUAAUUUUAUCGUAAUAAUAAUAUCAUAGUUUUAUCAUAAUUUUAUAAAAUAUGAUAUUAUAAUUUUAACUAUUAUAAUAUCAUAUUUUAUAAUCGAUCAUAAUACAAUAUCAUAAUUUUGUUAUUAUGAUAUUUCUAUAUAUAUCUAUUUAAAUAUCAGAAUAACAAAAUUCCAUUAUUUCCUAUGACAGCAAAUUAUCGAGAUUAAAAUAGCCUAUGUGUUAAUCCAGGAUGUGAGCUUCCCGUGUGCCAAAUUUUACCCAAAUUCUUUAAGUGGCUACUGUGUUUACUUCUAACAAACAUCCAAACAUGUUUACGUACUUUUGCAUUAAUACUAUUGCUUAAAUUGGCCAAUAUGAAAAAUAUCGUAAGGUAUGUUUUUUUCAUUCUACUUUUAUUUAGAGACUUUUAUCCAAAGGUGAAUGUCAGUCCCAUCGUAUCCUAAUCCAUAUGAUGCUGUAAAGUAAUCUUACUAGUGAAAAUUCAACUUAUUGAUGCAUAAAUAUAUUAAACAACGCGCAAGUUUCUUCUUAACUAUCGUAAGCUAUGAUGACGUCAUACACGCACAUCCCAACAAGUUUCUCAAGAUUUGAGUAUAAGUUUCACAGUCGAACUAAAAAAUAAGUCACGAUUUUUAUUUAUAAGUCGUUUGUGCUUGUGCACACGCAUAGUAAGCACUUAAUGCAAAUAUAGCAUUAUAUGAGGCCAGGAAUUAUUGCGUUACUAACUUUAUGCAGUCCACAUGACAUUUAACCCUCCGAAAUGAGGCUGCCUGUUGUUUCCUGUGAAAAGUUUUUUUUUUUUUUUAACGAGGGACAGGGCAGUUCUUUAAUGAAUAAAUAGUUAUUUGGUUUGAUUGCGUUGUAAUGUGAAUAACGUUUAAUAUUUUUGUAAACCGGGAAACGGACCUUUCAUGGUUGGGUUUAUUUUCCUUAUGAAAUUACACAUUUUUUAUAUUUAUAUGGGAUUGCUAAAAAUAAAGUUUAGGUGGUGUUUUCUCACAUAUGAGUAUAGAUGUUGAAGGCAGCGCCAAGCGAGGGUCCCUGGUAUGUAGAAUGAGAGUCCAAAAUACGUCGCCUAAAUGUUACAGGUCCACAAUAAAAAAAAACAUUACUAAUAAUGUCAUAUAACUGAUUAAAAUCUGUAAUGGGUACAAAUAGCUUUUUAUAUGUACCUUAAGCGCGGACCCCUUUACCAGGCCCUAAGUACGGCACUGGCUUUAGUUUGCGAACUUUGUAUAAUAAUAUUAGUAUAUAACAUCUCAUUGCCUUUGCAAUCCCAAAUACAGGACGCGUUGAGAAUAGUCAAUGUCCAAAUAUUAUAUCAUUUCGAACACGACUGAAUUGGUAGAGCUUAAGAUGUCUAAAAUUUGAUGUAGUCUAUAAAUGCUAAUAUUUUUUAUAAUGCUUUUGGGAUAUUUUAUAAUUAAAUAUUAGAUUUAAGUCAAUUACUAAGAUAUUCGGCAAUAACAUUAGAAUGUGAUUUCUAGAUGUAAAGAUAUAUAUGGAAAAAAAUGUUCAUCCUGUAUUCGAUAUGAGGCCUAAAUUCUAAACAAAGAGAGUAAAGUAUAUUAAUGAAAAUAUCUAAAUAUUUUUUGGACUUUAUUAUGCUUUGAUUUUAUAUGCACUUUGCAGUUAGAACAGUGUAAGGCAGUUGGUAAUUUGUGAACUUAAAGUAACAUUAUGUUUAAACUUAAUUAUAUUUGGGAUGAAUUAACGUGCCAUAUUUAUCGAAGAGUAUGAAUAAGUAACGGUAAGAUAGUGUUUGAUGUGUUUAAAAUUUAAAAACUUGACAUUUUGAUGCACGCAGUAUAUUUUAGAGGCCAUUUUUCUCCUAUGUUCGUAUUCGAUACAAACCACACAUUGUGGGUAGUUGAACAUUGAAUUAUCUAGUCAUAAAAUUAUUAUCAUAACCUUCAAUAAAAAUGGCGUGUUAUUACAAAUAAUAAGGGGAUUCCUUAGGAAAGAAGCUAAGGUAACAAAUAUGUGCUUAAAGGUACAGUUUACUAUACUAUAUAUUGUGGCGAUAAAUUGUCGCUAUUGCAAAUUAUUAUGUAAGGAAAAUAUAAUUACCGUCUUAUUAAACGCUGUAUAGCUCUGUCACAGUUGAAUAAUGAUUUGUCUUGCUUUUUCUGAUGUUAAUGUCAUUCACCGUAGUGAGAUAAAAUACAGAAUGACUAUUAGAACUGUAUGCAAACUUAUUUAUUAUAGUUCGGGUAUUGUAUAGCACACUUUUAAAGAUUAAUUUGAGUUAAAUUAACAAACAAUUAAAUAACUGUAUUUUCUAUCGAACAAUGAAGUGGCGCCAUCUAGCGAAACGUCAAACUACACACAAAAUUAUUUACUGCACAUGUCAGCCAAUCGACACAUAUAAUAUUUUCUUAAACAUAUCAAACUGUACAAAAUUUUGAAGAGCUUCAAUAAUAUGAAACAUAAUAUCGUAGAGUUUACUACAUAUAGGAACGUAUGGAAAAAAAUAUUAUUGCUAAAAUGAUAUCUAAUCAAACAUAUGCCAUUAUAUUACUUAUAAAACAUAAUAAAUAUUUUGAUAUAUGGGUAUAUAGCUUCGUAUAAUAAAUCUGAUGGACCAUAUUAAAUAACUAACAUUUGCCCCUUGUUUAUAUAUUUGGACGAUGUUUAACUAAUCAGAAACGAAUGUUUUGUCUUAUACUGGUAUAAAAUAUAAACAAGGGAAAUGUGUUUAACAAUGUAUGAAUUUGACCACACUCUUUAGGUUAAGUUGUAAUAAUAGGUUACCAAAGCAAUGUUGAUUAAGAUACGUAAUAAAGUUUGGAUAUUAUAAAUAUAAUAUUAUAUAUACGUAUUUUUGUAUGACAAGUGACGAUUGUCCGGAGAAUGUAAAAUUUGAUGUAAGAAAUGCGUGCGUGUUGUACUUUGCACAGUAUUUGACGUUAAUAUUUUAAUUAUAAUAAUUUAAAUAAAGUUUAUUAUUAAUUAAAUAUUUUUUGGUGAAAUGUAAUUUCCAAACGUAUUAUUUAAAAACAAUACUCUCAAUCUAUACUAAUGUGUUCUUUACAUACCCAGAAUUCCAUAAAAUAAUCUUCCUAUUAUAGUAUAAUACACCGUAACAAAAGUUACUUGCUAAAGUCUUGUAGUGUGCAAAGUAUUACAACAUUAUGAUACGCCAUAAUUCGCUUUAAGGUUUAUUUUGUAUUCAAUAUACUUAACUCUAUUGAGAUAAAUUAUUUACUUAUGAAACAUAACAAAUUUAUAUGACUUAACAAACUUAUGGCUUUAAAAACUUAAUUGUCAACAUAUAAAAUAGUUUUACGCCAUAAUAAUAAAGAGAUGUAUGCGGACUUCCAAUGCAAUGGAGAUUAAAUAUAUUUUUUACAAAUCAA